CAGUGUUGUCAGUGCGCCAUUUCCCCAGGAGCAGCUGAGUUUGUCUCUGCUGUCUCCCUUCUCCUCUGGUGAACUGUUGCAACACUGAGUGUCAGAGACAGAUGACUGGUCCGCUCCAAAACUGGCAGAACAAGUGUGAGUGAGUGAGUGAGUGAGAGAGAGUGUGUUUGCGUGCGUUUCCGUGGAGGGGAGGUCUCUUACAAACCUGCUGCUAUUAAUAACACAUAACGAACAUAAUCUGAAGUUAUCCUCUUACGUUUGUUGGCAGGAGCGGAGAUGGAAAGAGCAUAGCAGUCUCAUUUCCCAGUGUCCCUCCACAAUACCGGCAGCUGGGUAAUUGAAGUGAAGAGAAUGUAGACGCGAUGUUUAAAAGCAUAGUUUAGUUUCCCCCUACAUCUCUCGCCCGCCGCCGCGCUGUGCCAGGGGGCAGGAGCGCUGAGUGCCGCCGCUGCGCCUGCACGCAGUCAAACGCACCGACUGUAAAAAACAACAACAAAAAAAACACCGAUCUCAUUACCACUGAAUCGAGAGGGAACUGACGCGCGCUAACUGCUUAACCAUGAACACUCUCCCGGCAUACUCAGGCGCCAGGAUAUCUGGCUGUUGGUCUCUCAAUUCAGAUAGCAGCGGAGGCAGCGAGGGUUUGGACAGGCUUCUCCCCGCGGUCAGCACCGGGGUCUCGCCACGCAAGAGGACUACCAGCCAGUGCAAGUCUGAGCCCCCGCUGCUGCGGACCAGCAAGAGGACCAUCUACACUGCCGGCCGACCACCGUGGUACAAUGAGCACGGGACGCAGUCUAAAGAGGCUUUCGUCAUCGGGCUGUGUGGAGGCAGUGCCUCAGGGAAGACUACCGUGGCCAGGAAGAUCAUCGAAGCACUGGAUGUCCCCUGGGUAGUGCUCCUGUCCAUGGACUCCUUUUACAAGGUUCUGACCCCAGAACAGCAGGUCCGGGCUGCCAGCAACGAUUACAACUUUGACCACCCAGACGCCUUCGACUUCACCCUCCUGGUCAACACCCUGCGGAAGCUCAAGCAGGGCAAGAGUGUCAAGAUACCAGUGUACGAUUUCACCACCCACGGCAGGCAGAAGGAGUGGAAAACCGUGUAUGGAGCCAGUGUUAUCAUCUUUGAAGGAAUCAUGUCUUUCGCAGAUAAGGAACUGUUGAAGCUCCUGGACAUGAAGCUGUUUGUGGACACGGACUCGGACAUCCGGCUGGUGCGCAGGCUGCGCAGGGACAUCACGGAGCGCGGGCGCGACAUCGACGGCGUCAUCAAGCAGUACAACAAGUUUGUGAAGCCCGCCUUCGAGCAGUACAUCGAGCCCACUAUGCGGCUGGCGGACAUCGUGGUGCCCCGCGGAGGUGGGAACAUGGUGGCCAUUGAUCUAAUCGUACAGCAUGUCCACAGCCAGCUGGAGGAGAGGAAACUACGCUGGGAUAUGGCGGCUCUGGCCUCGGCCCACCAGGCCCAGCCUCUGCCUCAGACUCUCAGUGUCCUGGACAGCACACCCCAGGUCAGGGGUAUGCACACCAUCAUCAGGAACAAAGAGACCAGCCGCGACGAGUUCAUCUUCUACUCGAAGAGGCUGAUGCGCUUGCUGAUCGAGCGCGCUCUGUCCUUCCUGCCCUCUCAGGUCCACACUGUGCAGACCCCACAGGGAGAGGACUACGAGGGGAGAACCUUCCAUGGGAAGAGGAUCACGGGCGUGUCCAUUCUGCGCGCGGGCGAGACCAUGGAGCCGGCCCUCAGGGCUGUGUGCAAGGACGUCCGGAUCGGCAAGAUUCUCAUCCAGACCAACCAGGACACAGGGGAACCCGAGCUGCACUAUCUCCGCCUGCCCAAAGACAUUAGCGAGGACCAUGUGAUCCUGAUGGACUGCACCGUGUCCACUGGCGCUGCGGCCAUGAUGGCCGUCCGCGUCUUACUGGACCACGACGUGCAGGAAGAUAAGAUCCUGCUGGUGUCUCUGCUCAUGGCUGAGAUGGGCGUGCAUUCGGUGGCCUACGCCUUCCCCCAGGUCAAAAUCAUCACCACUGCCGUGGACAAGAAGGUCAACGACCUCUUCCACAUCAUCCCUGGCAUAGGAAAUUUCGGGGACCGGUACUUUGGCACGGAUGCUCCCCCAGACUGGAGCGAUGAGGAGAUGGAUGAGCCCAGUUACUGACUGGGUGGUGACCUGCUGGUCUGGUGCCCGGGCAGCUAAACUCACUCCAGUCAGCAGGACCGUGUGGAGGACCGUACCACUGACUGCAGUUCCUCUCUUAGACUGACGAUGUAAAUGGUUUUUAAAAGGAAAAUGACUGGUGACAAAUGUACAUGUGACAUAUUUUUAUAUUUUAUUUUUGGUCUCCUUGUUGCUUCAAAGAAUGUGGUGAAGAGCUGUAAUACAAGGCUGUGUAUUUUUAUAAUGUUGAUGGUUUGAUAUAACAGGAUUCUUUUUAAAGAUCAAGAUAAACUCCUCUGGGUCAUGAGAAGCUUCUGAAAAGAAAGAUGCUCAGCCUACAUCAAGCCAUCAGCCUGCUCAAGAGAGCCUGAGCACGCUAUGUCAGAAGACAAGACUACUGAAUGUUCAACUUUCAACGUUCAACAAUUUUUAAUGUAUUUAUACAACACAUUCACACUGUGUUUUUGCUUCCAAAGUUAAGCAGUUUCUCUUUGUUUUUUGGCAGUGACUGCCAUGAAAGAAAAAAAAAACUGCCAUUGUGUUUGUUUCUCUGCGCAUAGAAAGAACUUUCUUUCAAGGACCACCUCACUGGAAAGUGUGUGGGUGUAGGGUGUUAACCCUUUUGUUUCACCUUCUUUUGCUAAACCCUGCUGACCAAACCUCAAACUUGCACGACGAUCAGCGAUAAGUUAGCCCCCAUUUUUCCGGUGAGUCUAAGGUACAGUACACAUAUGCGACAGUUGCAUACUCAUGUCUCCACUUCAGCUGUCAGUUAAUUGAAUAUUAGGGGUAUUUGUGGGAAUGUGAAAAUAUUCACGACAAGUUUUUGCAGAAAAGAACGAAGAUUUUUUUAAGAGAAGCAGACGUGUCUGUCUCCACACCCUUCCAGUGCUCCUCGUGCUGUAACUUGAAAACUGAUCACAGUGUGUUGAUAGGUGCAGUAUAUUUAUUUGUAUGUUGUGAGGAUCUAAGCUUGCUACCUCAAAGCAAAUAUGGUGUCUGUCACACCCUGCGUUUCACAGCUUCUUCUCUGCAAGAGUGUUAAAUCCUGAUUUUCAUUCAUUCGUGCAUUGCGUUGGCUCUAUUAUAUCAGAACUGUGCAAAUGGUUCCCUAGAUUUUAGGGACAAAUACAGACUGCUUCAGGUAGGCAUACAUGUCUACCUUUAUCAGAAAUGUUUAGGGGUCUGGUCAAUGUUAAUGGCCUAUUCCGAGUGCUUUGAAAUGCUUAUAGGAACCUGCCUUGCUUGGAUAUGGCGCGUAAAGUGACUGCAUUGUGUUCUUUGUUUGGCGUCACAAAGAGAUCCAGCCAGACCGUACUGUAACUAGACUCCUCUACUUCUUUUACCAUAUAUGGUGUGUGCGCCUAUGACUACUGGAAAAUCGAGCGUUGAUUGUGGUCCGCAUUUGAACAAACAAAUGAGACAAAUGUCCAGUUUAUUUUUUUAUGCUUCAUUAUGAUCCAAAGCGUCGUAUUAUAGUGUAAUUUUGCUGUAUUUAUCGAUCUUGUAACUAUUGUUUUGGAAUGUAAAUGUGAUCAUUUUUAACCCUUUGGUUUACUGUCAUUUAAAAAUAUGCAGAAACUUGCAUUGGAACAGUUUUUCUGUGUAAUUCCCUUUGCAGUGGCAGGGAUUUAUCCUCAUUUCUUCCUCACUGAAAAUUAGUUUACUCUGUACCAAAAAAUGCAGCGAUAAGUAUUUUAAAGAGAAAGACCAAGUAUGGAUUUUAAUGUGUUCAGUUCAGUAAGUCUGUCAGUGUACUUUGAUGUACAUGUGUAUAUUGCUUUUCAGUGAAGAGAGUUAUAAUCACUAUUACUAAAAAAGAAUGUCAUUUCAGUACUACUGAGUUUUUUUUUCCAAGCACUCCUCAUACAGAGUGCAGUACAUUUAAGAAGCCCAGCACUCAAGUUCCUGGUGGAAAAUAUUCAGUGAAAGUGAAGUGUAAAUUGGCAUCUCACUUUCAGAGUUUGAAAUCAGGCAUUUACUUCUUACUGCAUUUAUCUUUGCUGUCUGGUGCAUGUCAUUAGAAAAAGUCAUUAAAAGUGCAAUAAUGUAUUAAA
This is a messenger RNA of Anguilla rostrata (American eel), 4221 nucleotides long. It is a transcript of the gene uckl1b, whose product is annotated as uridine-cytidine kinase 1-like 1b. The transcript is spliced from 15 exons. The coding region runs from base 560 to 2164 and encodes 534 amino acids. Gene Ontology annotation, cellular component: cytoplasm. The record is from RefSeq and is a predicted model, not a curated record. Gene Ontology annotation, molecular function: kinase activity; ATP binding. NCBI's taxonomy places the organism in Eukaryota, Metazoa, Chordata, Actinopteri, Anguilliformes, Anguillidae.